Molecule: messenger RNA, 3836 nt
Organism: Doryrhamphus excisus (bluestripe pipefish)
Lineage: Eukaryota; Metazoa; Chordata; Actinopteri; Syngnathiformes; Syngnathidae
Gene: fam181b
Product: family with sequence similarity 181 member B
Source: RefSeq, a predicted model, not a curated record
GUGAGGUUUCUCAGGACGCUGCGGGGCGGUGGGCUCGCUGUGUGACGGCAGCCAUCAAUCAAAGAUGUUAUUCGUAUUCAAACAGCAGAGUGCGUCGCGGCUCAGAGGGGGGGACCACACACACUACUAUAUAGGAAGAGAUUAAAACCCGGGGGUGUGCAAACCAGAUCACAUGAUCACACAUGAUGUGUGUGUGUGUGUGUGUGUGUGUCUUAGGUGGGAACAACAUUUCAAUGACUAUUUUUGUUUCUAUUCUUUUUUUUUUUGUUUCUAUACAAGAUGGCCUCCCUCUGCCCCCUCCCCCAAACAAUACAAGCCUGUUUCCGGGAUGUGUGCGUCACAAUAUGCCAUGUCAGUGACUCACCAGCUCAACGACCUUUGACGGAAAAAGAUUGAGGAGGUAGAAAGUGUGUGUGGGGGGGUGAUGACGUGGCUAGGUCCCAAUCGUGCCCCCGUCUAAUCUUCGCUGCACACCUUCCUUUCACCUUUAUUGAUUGGCCUUAUGACUUUAUGACUUUGUGAUUAUUAUUAUUAUUAUUAUGCCGUUAUUCUCAGAAUAGUAACUUUUUCCUGGUUAGAUGGAAAGUUUUCCUCUUUGUUGAUUGGCUGAUUUUCUUGCCAAUCAUAAAAAGCGUCGAUGCCCCUGUCUCCCAUUUUGUUAUUUUUUUGUAAUGUUUUCAGGCUUGGAGCGUCGCAACACAAACAAUCUUUGUGUGGUUGCUCCACAGAUAACGAGAUCAUCACUUUCACUGUCCUCCUUUCUCCCUGCCGAUUAGCAUGAGAAAGCAGUUUUAACAGCCCCCCCCCCUGCUUGUCCUUUGAGCAACGUGUCAUCCCUCCAAGUUGAGAACACCUCCAGGAGGAGGAGGAUCCUGCGGGAAUAAUUCAGCCAGGAUGAAAGGCAGGGUUGAAAAUAGUUGAAGUGCGUGUUAAAGCGAGUGGAAGCGCUGCUGGCAACAUGGCGGCUCCUUUCAGGCCGCUGGCAAAGCCACUUCCUGUAAAGACGCCCCGCCGAGCCUUCAUACGCGGCAUUUCUCAAAGUCAGCGCGGCUCUCUUCUGGCACGCCAUUCCUCCUUUCAUUGAGCGGCUGGGCAGCUUUGCGGUGAAAUGGACUGUUCAUUAUUGGAGGGGCAUUUUACGGAGGGGCUGUGAGGUGCAAUUUAAUGAAUCUGUGACACAAAGCUUCCUUUCAUUGCCCCCGCCAAAGAAUGGGGGCUAUUUAGACUCUGUAGGGCUUUAUGUCAAAGGCAGACCAUAAUAGUUGUCAGGCCGGGGCACAAAUUCCCACUGGCCUUCAUGGGAAGGCACCAGAAAUCAUCCCAUGGCAGCACAUGAAGACGCGAGCCCUCGCUCGGGAGGAUUUUGGGAGCCGAUGGCGGCGUCUGUCCUGAGGCGCAGAUGUUCCCACGAGGUCGUCCUCAUUUGUGGAAAUUCCAUCAGGCUCAAAAAUCUUUGAGCCAUCCAUCUUUUCCCUUCAGGAACCCGAACCGGCUUGUGAAUCUCAGACAAUCCCUGCUGGGUGCAGGUGGCCCGGAACACGCAAAGAGUUAACUUUCUGACGCCCCUCCCCUUCAGUCCUCUGACAUCACGGGGUCCCGCCCCCUGAAAGAUCCGCUGGCUCCCCUCAGAGCUCCUCAGUCCAGCUGGGGAAUGUGCGGCGGGAGGGAACAUGCUCUGAGGAACCUUCUGGGAUCCAGGCGGACGCCGCAAGCAUGGCCGUUCAGACCGCCAUCAUGAACCCCCAGUUCAUGAAUUUCUGCUUCCUGGGCUCCACCAUGGAGUAUGACGUGGAGAAGAGUCCGGACGGGGGUCUCCUGGGCGAGGUGGAGACGGAGGAGGACUACAGGGAGACCACCAGGGAGCUGCUGAGCUUCAUGGACUCGGCCUCCAGCAACAUCAAGCUGGCUCUGGACAAGCCGGUCAAGUCCAAGAGGAAAGUCAACCAUCGCAAGUACCUGCAGAAGCAGAUCAAGAGGUGCACCGGGAUCAUCUCUCCAGGGCAGGACACCAUGGGGAAGGGCCAAGGUUCCUCCAGUCCUCAAGCGGUUCAGCCCGCCGCCCUGCAGAGUAAAACACUCCCCAAGCGUGACGGCGUCCAGGCCAGCUUGCAGAGCCGCAGCCUGGCCGCCCUCUUCAGCCCAACCAAGGAUGCCCGGGGGGAAAAGGCCAAGAAGCCCCCGUUGCGGCACCGCAACCUGCCCCCCUCCUUCUUCACUGAGCCGGCCAACUGCUCCAGAAUGUCCCCCGUCUCGGGAAUGUCGCUGAGGGACUUGGAGCGCUCCAACCCUGAGGCGGCGGACUUCUUUGAGCUGCUGGGACCCGACUACAGCAACAUGGCGGGCGAGCAGGAACUCUACCCGCCCGUACGGGGGCAGACGGACAUAGGGGGGAUGGACGUCACCGCCCACGAUGCCCACCACUGGGUCGGGGGUCUGUUGUACCCGGACCCGUGGACUAGCUGCUCGCCGCCACUCACCAGGAAGCUUCCGGAGAGCCUGCGGGCCAGCCCCGCCGCCCAGCCUGCGCUCUACUGCCAUCCGGAGGCCGCCCCCGCCUCCGCGGAGGAGAACGCGCUGUGCUCGCUGGCCUUCUCCAACUUCUUCACGGACUGCUCCAUACCUCAUGUCAGCUACGAUAGCUAUUCAUCUCUAUGAGACGUCAAAGCAGCUUCUCCCUGCUUCUGGGGAAGGGGUUAAAGCUACAGUAUGUAACAACUGCAUUCAAACAACUAUUAUAUGUAAUAGUAAGACCUUCCAAAUAACACUCGCUUGCAUGAAGGACUCAGCCGUUAUGGCUAUGAUAGCCAUGGUUGCACUGGUGGACCAGCCAGGACCAUCUCUCAUGUUGUCUUAGCUUCGGGGAUGUUUAUUUAAAAGAACAUAUGUAUAUGUGUGUGUGUGUGUGUAUAUAUACAUACACACUAUGUAACACAAUGUUAGCAUGUAGACUCACUAGCUCCUCCGAGAGUGUUCGUGAUGCUUCCGAGUGUUCCUUACCGUUGCUUUAAAACGCCCGCACAUCCGCGGGUAGUCUUUGUCUACCUUUCUAACACUGUGAUGAUGUCAGAGUGGACUAGCCAGCCGCUAGCGAGGUCACGCCAUCGGUGGACAAAGCGGCGUUGUGUUCCCGCGUGAAGAUGCCACGCCCGGCAGGAACAUCUCCAAGCUACGUAAAAGCGUGCGGAGAUUGAACGCUGAAAUCCUUGGCAGUGGAGACGAAAUAAAGCUGGUCUUUAUUGCUCUGAAAAUGCUGCCUUCUUGCCUUCUUUCUUUCUUUCUUUCUUUCUUUGUUUCUUUGUUUCUCUCCUGCAGAAGAGAAGCAUGAAGACGUCUAGCCAAGUAAGAGACACCUUUUUCUUCAUUCUUCUUGGAGUUCUUGUCUUUCAUCAAUGCCAUGUAGGUUAUGUAAGAGAAUAAAACGCGAGGUGGAGCCAUUGUCGUCUUCUAGCUACUUCUAUUCACACUGGAAACAAAUCCUACGUGACUGAAAUCAAUUGUUUGUUUCGUUAGAAAACGAUUCCCUUCCAUUCUGUUUGAUUUGAAAGGGAAGAUUGAAGCGGGAGAAGUGUCGCUUCCAGUUAUGACGUCACCAGCAACACGCUGGUGUACCGCCCUCUGCUGGCCGCUGUCGUCACGUACACAAAUGGACGCCUUCGCGUGCUUGUACAGGUAGUUCGUCACACGUGGACGUGGACAAUAAUCCAAAUGUAGAGAUUAUUUGUCAUUCUAGGAGGUGCUGAUCGAAAUGAUAAAAAAUGAGAUUAAAUUGGUCCAUAUAUGUAUCUAAAAUAGUUUAUAGUGAAUAAAGCAAAGCAAAUGUGUGUGUAUAUAUAUAU